This is a messenger RNA of Sinocyclocheilus grahami, 1632 nucleotides long. RefSeq names its product OCIA domain-containing protein 1-like. The coding region runs from base 195 to 998 and encodes 267 amino acids. The record is from RefSeq and is a predicted model, not a curated record. The transcript has 8 exons. Gene Ontology annotation, cellular component: endosome. NCBI's taxonomy places the organism in Eukaryota, Metazoa, Chordata, Actinopteri, Cypriniformes, Cyprinidae.
UUUUGAGACUUUUCAUUGGUGCUUCCGACUUAACUCCUGCACUUCCGGGUUAGUGUUGUUUGCUAAUAAGAGUCGACUGGAGGUCGUGUAAUAAAGUGUGUCCCUGGACUUGGUGACCAGUAAUCCGUGUAGUCCCAUGGCUACUGCAAAAACAUUAUUGUUUGUGUAAUCGCGCUGUGCUUCUUGAAUCAGUCAUGUCGCAAGCUUCGUCUGGAUUCACUCCGGCUGCUCAAGUCCCACAUGGACCUAGUAAGGGUCCUUUUAAUGCCUCGUAUAUUCCCAAUGAAGAAGAGAGGCGUGUCUUCAGAGAGUGCAAUUCAGAAAGCUUGUGGUACAGAUCCUUGCCUUUUUCUGCCAUUGCAAUCGCAGCCACUCAGGUAAUGGUAUCAAGAGGAAUCCUUACUCCAUCGCCCCGAUUUGGCUCUCUUCCCAAAGUUGCGUUUGCUGGCAUGCUUGGAUACAUUAGUGGGAAAAUGUCUUACAUGAGGGUCUGUGAAGAAAAGUUUAGGAAACUGGAGAACUCCCCACUAGGAGAGGCACUACGACAGGGACGUCUGCAUCACAUGCCUUCAGGGCUAAACCAGUCAGAGUUUGAGGAUCCAAACCCAUCAGAAUCUCAACAGUCUGGUUCUGAGUCUGCGUCCCAACCUUCGACAGAAGGCAGUUCUAUGCCUGAGAGCUACAGCAGUUACACCAGUGACUAUACCUACAGCAGACCCUCCCAAUCAUACGACCCCACUCCUUUUAGUUCUGGAUUCAGUGAUUCUGGUCCCGUUAAUAUCAGGGAUGAUAUUUCUUCUCAAGCCCCACUCUAUCCAGAUGAGGACGUGCCCAAAAAGAAGCCAGUGUUGUAUGAGGAACUGCGUAGCAAGAAUAGAGAGAACUAUGAGGUCACUCUCACACAGAAAGCUGAAACACUGCUGAAACCACAAACAGUGGUGCCAGUAACUAAAAAGGAAGUUAAAAAGAACAAGUAUGGAGAUUCUUGGGAAGAGUAAGAUUGGCCUGAAGAAUCAGCUGUUUCAGGAGCUCAAGAUCUGAACGCAGUGACUUCUGUGGAGAUGUCAUGACUCAUUCUGCCAGAUUAGACCAAAAGCUGCGAUUAAAUGCUGAAUGUACUUUAAGGAGUAAAACUCCUUUUUUGAAUGCAAAUGAGUGCAGUUUUUUUUUUUUGAUUGCACAUUUGGUGUUUGAAAAUAAAUGUUUCUCCUCUUCACUUCUUGCAUUAAGUAGAUGUAAGAUAAAUCAUUUUAACAAACUAUCAGUGUUUUUAUUGAUUAGGAAAUUCUGGUCAGAUGUGCUUGAGAUUUGUUAAUAAAUAAAUAAAAUGAUAUAAUAACCAAUAGAUGUGAUACUGUUUCACAUAAACCCAGAAAAUGGGAAUGUAAUAACAGCAUCAAGGGUGAUUUUCCACUGACAAUCUAGUGCAUCACAUUGUUAAAGCUGUGCACAAGUGACAAUUAUGACAGUGUUAUGACUGUAGAUGUGUUUAGACUUGGACCCAUGAUUAUAAUAAUAGCGUCAUUCACUGAUGUUAUCUGAGCUGGAGAUAAGAGAUUAAGAUAUGCUUGCUCUUUAAAUUCUUUUAAUGAAAAUUCACAUUUAAAUGUUCCAACAUUUCAAAUAAAGCCU